ACUCAUUUUCUAUAUAUCUCUCCUUCAUCACUUUCAAAUUACAAUUACAACAGAUAUCUAGUGCGACUGAAAUUGCAGAGAAAGAUGGAGGGAGUUGCUAAAGUGGCAUCUCUCUUCGUAUAUCCAAUAAAAUCAUGCCGUGGAAUUUCUGUAUCGCAGGCACUCCUCACUCCUAGUGGAUUUCGAUGGGAUCGAAACUGGUUAAUUGUGAAUUACAAGGGAAGGGCAUAUACUCAAAGAGUUGAGCCAAAGCUUGCUCUGAUUGAGGUUGAGCUGCCAAAGGAUGCAUUUUUGGAGGACUGGGAGCCUACAGACAACUCCUAUAUGGUAAUAAAAGCUCCAGGGAUGGAAGGACUCAAGGUUUCACUGAGUAAACCGCAGGAAAUAGCAGAUGGUGUGUCAGUAUGGGAGUGGUCCGGCUCUGCAUUGGACGAGGGAGAAGAAGCAUCAAAAUGGUUUACAAAUUAUCUUGGGAAACCCAGUCGGCUGGUUCGUUUUAAUGCAGCAUCAGAAACAAGGCCGGUGGAUCCAGAAUAUGCACCUGGUCACACUACAAUGUUUUCAGAUUUGUUUCCAUUUAUGCUGAUAUCUCAGGGAUCACUGGAUGCACUAAAUAAGCUUCUAAGGGAACCUGUGCCCAUCAGCCGUUUCAGACCCAACAUCUUUGUUGAUGGUUGUGAACCCUAUGCUGAAGAUUUAUGGACAGAGAUCAGGAUAAACAAGUUUACCUUUCAAGGUGUGAAGUUAUGCUCCCGUUGCAAGAUACCGACAAUUAAUCAAGAGACAGGAGUUGCAGGCUCUGAACCCAAUGCAACGCUGAUGAAAUUUAGGUCGGACAAGGUUUUAAGGCCAAACAGAAAACAGCAGGGAAAAAUUUAUUUCGGGCAGAACAUGGUUUGGAAGAACACUCAUACUGAAGGAAAAGGAAAGAUCAUCAAAGUUGGCGAUCCUAUUUUCGUCCUUAGAAAGGUCUCUUCUGCUGCUGAAGCGGCUGCUUGAACUUUGCAGAAUGCCUCUCAAUUAAUUUCUGCUAUCAUAUUAGUAGUCUGUUGUAGACUGUAACUUGUAGUAAAAUAACUAGUAGUUGGCUUGCCAAUCAAGGUAUCAUCUCUAUUACUCAACAUUACAAAAUCAAUAGGAUUUGCUUUGGUUGUUAUGCCAUAUGUUACCUUAUGCUUGCAAGUUCCUAUAAAUAAGUUGAAUGUAAAAGGACUUGAUUAAAUGGUGAUGAAAGGAUUCUUCUUCUUCUA
Carica papaya (papaya) is the source of this 1250-nucleotide messenger RNA. RefSeq lists its product as uncharacterized. The record is from RefSeq and is a predicted model, not a curated record. Gene Ontology annotation, molecular function: molybdenum ion binding; catalytic activity; pyridoxal phosphate binding. NCBI's taxonomy places the organism in Eukaryota, Viridiplantae, Streptophyta, Magnoliopsida, Brassicales, Caricaceae.